Messenger RNA from Daphnia pulicaria, 1549 nucleotides. RefSeq names its product brachyurin-like. Lineage: Eukaryota; Metazoa; Arthropoda; Branchiopoda; Diplostraca; Daphniidae. Bases 261 to 1412 code for a protein of 383 amino acids. Gene Ontology annotation, biological process: proteolysis. The record is from RefSeq and is a predicted model, not a curated record. The transcript is spliced from 11 exons. Gene Ontology annotation, molecular function: serine-type endopeptidase activity.
GGACGGCGGAGAUGAGUGAAUCCCAGCCAGUCAACGAGACGUCAGUACGGAUGAUAUCAAAUGUCAACUUGCAUCCCCACACAAUUUCAGGCGGUGGCUCAAUUCAAGGCAGGUUAUGCAGUAUACGAAUAAUUUAAGUGUCUGGGGUGCUUCUUGAACGUCCGCAAUCCCGCAAUAAAAAGGGAGCCCAGCUCCACAGUGAAUCACACUUCUCGUCCAAGUUGAACCAUCACCACCAUCAUCUGCAAGGAUCUAGGAGAAUGUUGGGCAAUCAAAAAGGUUUUUCAACCGCUGUCGUCUUAUUGGCGGUCGUGUCUCUGCUGAGCUGCUGCGGCCUGGCGUCCAGUUUCGCCUUCCUCCCUCGCGUCUCUCGUACAAAAGAUGCCAUCAUCAUCAAUUUUGCCGAUGUAGAGUCUGCUCCCUCAAGUCAAGCCAAGUCGUUGAAUGACCAAAUUGCCGAUCCAGCAUUCGUCCAGGUGCCAUCCUUCAAUCCUCACCCAAUGACGUUUCGCCAGCAGCAACAGCAGCCCAGUGGAUGGUCCUAUUCAUUCGGACAUCCUAGUCCCAUUGCAUUUGAAGAUGCCUGGUUCAGCAGUAGACAAUUAUCACAAGUCGAUGAGCAGCAGGCGGUAGAAGAGGUAGACCUAAAACAAAGUGUCGCUCCAGCGUGUGGCCGUGGGCCUACCACUUUUCCCACCACAAGGGCAUCGAUAAGCGAAAGGAUCGCUGGCGGGAUCAAUGCCAAGAAGAAUGCUUGGCCUUUCAUGGUAGCUCUGUUACUUGAAGGGGUCAUGUAUUGUGGUGGAACUUUAAUAAGCGACACCAAAGUUCUAUUGGCGGCUCAGUGCCUGGAACGAAUGCCUUUGCAUUACAUGUCGUUAUUGACUGUAUCGGUUGGAUUGCAUUCCGUGCUGCCGUUAGACGCCCCAUUGACGAGAAGAAUCAAUAAAGCUGUUCUUCACAACAAUUUCAAUGCUGCCAACUAUACCAAUGAUAUAGCCAUCAUAACGUUGGACGCACCUGUGACAUUUACCAGGACUAUUACACCCGUUUGUUUGCCACCGGCCAGCUCAGACCCAGACCAAUACGCGGACCAAUCAGCUGUUAUUUUGGGGUGGGAUAAACCUGAUAACGCCGUCCUUCAACAAGGCACAGUUUCAAUUUCGUCCAAUUCCGAAUGUAGGAUGGAUCCAGCCAUUGGACAAUAUGUUUCCGACGCGUCUAUCUGCGUGACUUCAACUACCAAAUUCACGUGCACAAAGGACAUUGGGGGUCCAGUAGUUGUCUUGUCCUCGCCAGGUGUUUGGACUCAAGUCGGAAUCAACAGCUACACCAAGGAUGACUGCGCUUCCCCUGGCCUUAAAACUCGAGUGUCGGCGUUGAGGGCGUGGAUUAACACAUACAUGAAAUGAAAAUCAACCGCAAGGAUAACAACGACGAGCAAAUGAAAUAAUGAAAACCACAUUGUGAGAUUCGAGUUCUUCAUUGUAGUUAUUGUAGUGAAUUACUUUUGGUUUUGCUGACUAAUAUUAAAGCUACGCACCAUAAA